This is a messenger RNA of Malaya genurostris, 4599 nucleotides long. It is a transcript of the gene tmod, whose product is annotated as tropomodulin. The transcript is spliced from 12 exons. Bases 899 to 2245 code for a protein of 448 amino acids. Gene Ontology annotation, cellular component: myofibril. The record is from RefSeq and is a predicted model, not a curated record. Lineage: Eukaryota; Metazoa; Arthropoda; Insecta; Diptera; Culicidae. Gene Ontology annotation, molecular function: tropomyosin binding. Gene Ontology annotation, biological process: myofibril assembly; pointed-end actin filament capping.
GACGAACCGGUGCAGUUCGGACCAGUGUGUCGCAUUACCGAUUACCACUCACACACACACCGCGUCGAAAACCGUAACCGAAAACCGAGAAUCGAAACCACGAGUUCGAGUUCGCCGAUUGCCGUGUUACGAUCGGAACCGCGAAUACACGUGUCACGAAGGGCGGAUUGCAAAGUGCGUUUUUUUUUAUUUUAUGGAAGAUUAAUGACCCAACAGCUGCCCCCGUUGGAACAUUUCGUGACAAGAAACAAACAAAGCGAAGUGGAUUAACUGGUCGUCGGGAGAGCUGGGUUAAUUGUCGUUCGAUUCUAGGAGGCUCUGAGACUGUGUGUGUGCAAACAAAAUACGCGAUCCCGAAAGUCCUGAUACGCAACAGCUCGUCCGUAUUUCGAAUAGAGUGAAGAAGUACGAUUGGAAUUAAUCUGCAGUGCGUAGGUUGUGGAAAAAAAACGUAGCGAACUGCUUGUUCGUAAAUCGUCAAAACGAUCGUCCCGAGGUCGUCCGGGGUUGGUGUGUUUGUGCAUGUUUGUAAUUAAGUCGCCAGAAAAGUGAUACCAUAAAUUACAGCACACAGCUGAAAGUGAUUUAUCCGGUCUGAGUCGACUGACAGGUCCAUGCCCGGAAGAGGCGGUUGAAACCGCGGAAGAGAAAUUAUACCAGGAAAAAAUACGAAAUACUUGAAAACCGAGUGUGAGGAUUGCGAUCGUGAUCGUCCUCCUCCGUUGUUGGAUGUGAUCUAGUCGAACGAGUCCUAGCGAGGACUGCCUGUGUGAAGUGUUGAUUCCGGUGCGUAAGGUGAUGUGAAGUGUUUCGAUACAACGUGAUAAAUAUUUAUGCUUUCGGCUGUUUUGCUGUGAUAAAUUGUUACCAAGACUGACAGCUGACGGACGCCGCCACGAUGGGCAUUUUCGGGGAGGAGUGGAGUCGGACGGAGAUCAUCACGACUUCGUCAUCGACCACCACCAAAACCAUCACCACACCCGCUAAGCUGUACGGCAAAGAUCUCGGCGCAUAUGACGACGUCGAUGUGGACGAACUUCUGGCGCAGCUUUCACCGGAAGAGAUUACCCUCCUGGCCAAAGAGGUCGAUCCGGAUGAUUCUUUCCUGCCACCAAGCCAGAGAACCAACUACGAAUGUACGAAGGAAGCCACCGGUCCACUGGAUCGGAAAAAGCUGAUAGAUCACAUUAACAAGCAGGCCAUGGAGACACCGGAUCGGCCCGAACUGGAGCCGUUCGUGCCCGGUGUGGUUCGUGGCAAGAAGUGGAUUCCACCUCCACAGGAGAAAAGAAUGCAGGAAGCGGCCGACCAGAUCGCGAUAGAUCUGGGCGAUGAGUACGAGCACGCCCUGUCGGAUGCCACCCAGGAGGAAAUUAUCGAUCUGGCUGCCAUCCUCGGGUUCCACUCGAUGAUGAACCAGGACCAGUAUCAUGCUUCGUUGCUCAACAAAGGCCAGCCGGUGGGGCUGGGCUGGGACGGUAUUACCAAGUCGUCCAUCCAGAAGGUAUUCCCCGCGGAGGCACCGAACAACACCGAUCCGGAGGAGAUGAUCAAGAGAAUAAAGGAUGACGACAGCAAGUUGGUCGAUGUGAACUUCAAUAAUAUUAAGAACAUUUCCGACGCUCAGUUCGAAAAGCUGUUCGAGGCACUGCAGAGCAACACCCACCUGGAAGUGCUCUCGCUGACCAACACCGGUCUGACGGAUCGCACUGCCCUGCUGCUAGCCGCCGCCAUCGAGCGCAACCACACCUUGCGGGUGCUGAAUGUGGAGACCAACUUCAUCAGUCCGUCGGUGAUUGUGACGCUGGUAAGAUCCCUGCUGACACAGAUGAGCAUCGAGGAGUUCCGGGCUUCGAACCAGCGAUCACAAGUGCUGGGCAACAAAAUCGAGAUGGAGAUCACCGACCUGGUGGAAAAGAAUACGACCCUGCUGCGGCUAGGUCUGCACCUCGAAUUCAACGACGCCCGUCACCGAGUGGCAGCCCAUCUGCAGCGUAACAUCGAUAGAAUCCGGAUCGAUAAGAAAGAUGGUCGAUCGUCGCGGGGUAGCUUUUAUCGGCCCCAUCACACCGAGGAACGGAUGGACGAGCUCGAGGGUGUCGAAGAGGAAGAGGAGGAACCGGAAGUGCGCGAAGUACCACAGGACUACGACGUCGAGGAGGAUCCCGACAACAUCGUCAUUCGUCCACCGCCCUCCGACGACGAAGAUAUUAAGAAAAGAUCUGUCGCAGCGUCUGCAGUUUAGAUUUUUCCAAAAUAUUCACAGAAAGCAGGCGACAAUGAUACAGUGAACUGGCGUCAGCUCGUAAAACACCGUACCGAGUGGCUAAGAACGUUAUUUAAUAUAGAGAGUCGUGUUUUUAUUGUAUGAUUACCUUGUAAAAUCUGCUGCCAAAAAGCAAAACAGUUUUAUCAUUGAACUGGAAACGAAAGACCAGGAAGUUUCGUUGCUCGCAUCGUUUUCUAAUGUGUUUUUUUUUUUUGGUUUCUUUCUCUAUCUGAUGAGGGUAGGAAAUUGAAAAAGGGUAAAUAUUAUCUAAAAAUUUGAGAUAGUUGAGCAAAAACGAAAACAACAACGUGGAAUUCAAACUUUUAUCACGCCGAUCUGUCAAAGUAGCCGAGUGUUUUUAUUUUAUUUUUUUGUUGCUACCUUCUUCAAUGUGUAUACAGUGUAAUUAAUCAGGAAGGUACGAAGUACGAAGAGAGAGAUAUACAGAAAAAAAAGAGGGGAUACUUGUUGCAAUUAAAGUCUUUUUUUUUGUUACUCUACAAUUGUAAAAGUUAGUUAGCCGGUAGGGGAAAAAAUUAAGUUGAUAGACUAAAAAAAGUGAAAGAAAGAGAGGAACGAAGUAGCAGCAGAAGCGUCAUCGUCAUCAUCAUGUUUCAUCGUCGUCUCAGCAACCAACACUCAACAAACUGUCAACAAUCGACCGCAUUUUUGUGAACUACUGCGAAGGUUUCCGCCUAAUCAUCGUUUGAAGUCAUUUCUUUCGCCCAAAAAAAAGUAAAGUGUAUACACGCUCCCCCUUCCCCAGAAAAACGGUCUGCCGUCCCGGGAUAUUUUAUUUCUAUUGUGCUCUCAAAUGAAAUGCUAGAGUUGAGGCAGUCAUCGGCCGGGCUGAAUUCCGUUUCCCGUUUCGACCGGACGGAGAUGGAAGCCCUCCUGCGUCUAAUCGUUGAAAUAAAAGGAUGAAAAAAUACGCCAAUCUCGCCUGAAUCAGCGCAAGUAAAUUCGGUCGCUGCCGCCGCCUACAAGUCGGACUGCGGCCGUCAAAAUUAUACCAACUUCAUCGCUGCAAAAUAGAACAAAACCUAAACACACAAACACAUAUUUAUCUUCUAUCAGCAACACAAAACCAUCUGUAAACCACACACACAACCCAGUACAGUACAGUGUUUGCAAAUGGCGCUUGAGUAACUGUCUAUUUGUUUAUGUUUGUCAGCUCCAUCUCAGUGUGUGUGUGAAAGUGCAACUUUGUGUGUGUGUCUCGUCCAAACCAAUCGUCUGGAUAGUGUGAGUGUCUACCAAUCAACACAUAAACAUUCUAAACAACAACCACACACAUACUCUCCUUCCAAAACACACAAACCAAUCACCGCCAACGCAAAUGCUAUUCGAGUGUCGUCUUCGUCUUCGUCUUCACAGUAUUGUCGGGUUUCGGGUGUCGAGCUUCGCACCGGGAAGCAAACGGAAUCAUGGCGGAGGUGGAAAACAGGCCGUUUACUUCGUUGCGUAGGACAAGGAAACCGUUCGAACACCACUGGAUUUAUGCGCGGCUGAAGGCCAUCAACCAACCAACCUUCGUCAUCGGAGUUUUUAUUGUAUUAGUUUGUUCCCGAAAGUAGAAUCGAUCGACUAGUGUUUUUUAUUCCACUUUUUGUGUCGCAAAAAAAGACGGUGCCCUGCGGGCCCAGUUUAUUUUUGCACGUUUAAAAUUUGAAAUUUUAAAGCUUGACGAGUUCCGCACAGAAUUAAGACAUUAAACGUAAAGUGCAGCCAAGCGCCAUCCCGUUCUACCCAUUUCAUGUGCGCGUGUGCUGAUUCAAAACAACAACAACAACGAUUGUAGUUACACACAUUUGAAUACGGUUUUUUUUAAGACCCUAGUAGAGUUAGUAAUUAAUUAUACAUUUAUAGUAACUACCGCUUAAGAGAGCUACCACAGCCGGCAACAUAAAGAAAAAGAAGAUUGGCGCAUAUUUUCAUCCCUUGUCGUGUGUAGAGAUUCAGAAAAACGAUGAUUACCUAAACUCUUUUAUUUAUAUGAAUUAUUCUAACUUUUAACGAAUGAAAAAAAAACACAACACAACCAACUUUUACUUUAUACUUUUAAUUAGUUGAUUAGUUUCAUUGUAAUUAUGAUAGAAACAACAUGGAAAUUCAAACAAACAAAAAAAAACAAAAGCUUUCAACAAUCAAUUCAAAUUGAAAGAAAUACACUGCCUGAGUCAAGCUUAACAAUGUUGAAAUGAUGCAAAAAAAAUGUGAUCGUUGCUUCAGCCAGCAGUUUUCACGAAUAUAUAAAGCUUUCCUCAUCAACCCUCAUCACUAAAAUGUUAUUUAAAAACCAUGAAAAUAUAAACGUGUAAAACGAAAAA